Molecule: messenger RNA, 3048 nt
Organism: Protobothrops mucrosquamatus (brown spotted pit viper)
Lineage: Eukaryota; Metazoa; Chordata; Lepidosauria; Squamata; Viperidae
Gene: GREM2
Product: gremlin 2, DAN family BMP antagonist
Exons: 3
Coding region: 87-629 (180 amino acids)
Biological process (GO): animal organ morphogenesis
Molecular function (GO): receptor ligand activity; BMP binding
Source: RefSeq, a predicted model, not a curated record
CCCCCCCUCCGAAGAGAAGGCCAGGGCCGGCGGUUGACAGGAUACUAAGACAAUAUUUCCCUUCUACUUCCAGAAGGUCAACUUGAAUGGCUCAAGAUUUUGGCAUCAAUUUUCUGCUUAGGAUGAUCUGGAAACUUGCUUUAACAUUGUUUCUCAUGUCCACUCUGGUUCAAGUGAUAGAACCCAGGAAAAACCGCCCUGCAGGAGCCAUCCCUUCCCCUUACAAAGGCAGCAGAAGUAAUAACUCUGACCGGCGGCCACAUCUGAACAAAGAAGUGCUGGCUUCCAGCCAGGAGGCCUUGGUGGUUACAGAGAGGAAAUAUCUGAAAAGCGACUGGUGCAAAACCCAACCCUUACGGCAGACGGUCAGUGAGGAGGGCUGCCUUAGCCGCACAAUUAUAAACCGCUUCUGCUAUGGCCAGUGCAACUCCUUCUAUAUUCCCCGCCAUGUUAAAAAAGAGGAGGAGUCUUUCCAAUCAUGUGCCUUUUGCAAGCCUCAGAAGGUCACCUCCUUCACAGUGGAGCUAGAGUGCCCUGGACUGGACCCACCUUUUCGACUUAAGAAGAUCCAGAAAGUCAAGCAAUGCCGAUGUAUGUCGGUGAACCUGAGCAGUACAGGCAAACAAUAAAAGUGAGACUUGGCAGCUGACUCUGCUUAAACCUUUUCUUCAGACACAAAACUGGUUGACUGUUUCUUCCUUGAUUAAUUUUGGAACAUUCCUAGAGCAGCAUCCUUUUCUUUGUUUGCCUACUGGAAAUAAAGGCUGCUAUCAGCUGAUCAGAACAUGCUAUCCUUAUUACCCAAACAGCUCUUUGACCACUGGGCUUGCCACUAAGUGAGAAAUCAUUGUCUGAUGUAAAAGUGAACAUUUUGGUGGCCAGUGAUAUAAAUUCAGUAAUUAACUCUUCCUUCCACUGUGUGGAAAUUGUUUUGGCUUUCACUUCACGCUUUUGGAUGAAUAAUGGCUGAAUUGAAGUAUUUGUCAUUUUCCUAUCUCAGUCUCGGUUAACGUUUUGGCUUAUUUCUGACUACUUAAUCCUGUCUUCCGUGGAAUGGAUACAGCUAGGAACAGCAAAAGGAAGCAGUGAUCUCUCUUGAUUGAUAAGACUUGUGUGCCUUUUAAGCAGCCUUAUCGUCUGUGGAUAUAUCAGCUUGCACUUUCCAAUGAAGAGGCUGAAGUGGAUUUAUAUCCAUUUUCAACUAAAUUGUCUCAAGUACAGAAUGCUACAGCAAUGUCUCAUUUGUCAUAUUAUUGCAAAUAAUUGUUAAACUUUUUAAUAUAGACAUAAGCAUGUAUAAUUUGUGAGAUGACUCAAUGUUUGAAGGGUUGAGAUAAAUCUUAAAUAGGAGAGCAGAUUAUCCCUCCCCACAGGAUUUUACUAGUGUUAAAUUUCCUUCCCUAGACUCACUUUUGUGCAUUUAUCUCCAUCUAUGUUAAUGACUACAUUUGUGAAGGAGAGCAAUAUUGUGUUUGAUCUAUUGAAGUACCGUAGCAAAAAGCAAGCAGCAUAAUAUAUUUUUUCUUUAAAUUAACUCCUGUUUUCUGUAUGCAAAAUUGCAUCUACGUAGGAUAAAAUGUAAGAAAGGACUUGAUAAACCCAAUUAAUGCAAGGCUGCAUGUUCCAGGAGUUACCAUUUAGAUUCCUUUGAAAAUUUCUGGGUAACUCUGAUGGUGACCCCCAUUGCAUGGCUUGAAGUUUGCAUUUGUGAUAGGUAUAGCCCAAGUAUUCAAAUGUUCAAAUACGUUUUUUGCUACUAGUUUCCUCCUGACGUGAUCAGAAAGGCUCGAACAAUUAUUUUCUCAAAGCUGCAAGUUGAUGUCACCUCAAGGGUUCAUGGCAUAGUUCUCUUUUUAUGCUGGACAGGUUAUUCUGAGAGGUUUUGAGUGGUUGAUCUCCAUUAGGCUUCUUCCAGUUAUGGGGCUUGGCGCAGGAAGAGGGGAUUGGGUAGGUAUGUAGCCCUUAGAAUUCAAUCCCUGGAUGUUACACAAGAACAAUAUCAUGCUUAGAAAAGUACAGUAAAGAAGAAUGGGGCUUGCUUUGGUGGUUUAAUGAUCAUAACUUAUGAUUGCUAUGAAAGAUAAUAGGGAAGAUCUAGUUAAGAUAGCUGUAUUUUUAUGUACAGGCUUGCUGCCCAAGAAAGCUGCUUCUUGGAGAAAAAGAACAUUUGGUUCUUAUUGUUAGGAUAUGGUAAACAAUUGUUCAAGCAAUAAUGUAGGAUGAUUAUUUAGUGGGAUCUUUUUAUCAGUCUGUUACAAACAAACCAGGCCUGCUAUGAUAGGGGAAUGCUUUUUGGGUGGUUUUAUAAGAGUUGAGUUAAUGUUGUAAUAGUUCAUACUAUUUAAAUUUUGUUUUAUAAAUGAAAAUGAAGUGGAAUAAAUGUUAUAAAUAUAACAAUUAUUUUUAGGCGUAUUAUUGUUAAAUUAUAGAAAAAAGCUACUCUAGAGAUAUAUGGAAUUCUUGUAUAUUUGUUUCAUAUAUAUAUUCGUAGAGCUUACGUUUAACCUUUGUUAGGGAAUUUUCUUCAUCCACUUAAUUUAAAUAUGAAAUAAUUAAAAUAUCAUAGAGCCAUUAUAGAAUAUUUCAGAUAAAAGCAGUAUACGUGUAGCUGAAAAUAACCAGUGAAAACUAUCACUCUGAUAUUAUACUGUAUGUAUAGAAACUGUGAAUGUAAUAGACACACAUUAAUUUCCAAUUUUCUGUUAUAGAGAGAGAACUUUUAACUCUCCAGUUUUAUUGCAUGUCAUCAACCCCAAGGAUAUGGUUGUAGUUGAGCAGCAUAUCAGAAAUUAAAGGUCCCUUGUCAAUGCAAUGUAUGUAUAUGUAUAAUAUAUAUAAAACCUCAAUUUUUAAAUAAACUGGGUUUAUUGAUUGAUGUUUUGGAAUGGAUAAAAGUGAAUUUAAGGGUAUCAUGAUUAUUCUGCUUCAAAGGAAUAGUUGUAAGUACACAAACUUCAACAUAACAUUAAUGUAACACCUAGUUAACAUUAUUGUACUCUUGAUAAGCAGUUGAAGCUGUUGUCAUAUGAAAGUAUUAUUUUAAGGGAA